Thelazia callipaeda (thelaziosis nematode) is the source of this 489-nucleotide messenger RNA. The record is from the annotation of a GenBank genome assembly. Lineage: Eukaryota; Metazoa; Nematoda; Chromadorea; Rhabditida; Thelaziidae.
AUGGUUGUUUACGAAAGGUCAUCGGGAUUUGCUAACCCUUGGAACUCAUUUGGCUUAACUGCCACAAAAUUGUUCAAUAGAAGGGAAAUGGCCAUGUUUCUAGAAUUCCACUAUGAUAGUCUUGCAACUCAACCAUACUUCUCUCGGUACCGAAAUACUUUAGUUCCGGGAAGCUGCCAGCCAAGGCAUACUUACCACCAACGAACCCUAUUGGUAUUGUUUACGAAAGGUCAUCGGGAUUUGCUAACCCUUGACACGAUGUGCAAGAAAUUAACUAAUUCACCUCUACUUGAAUCAAUACGAAGAUUAAUCAGUAUGUGUCUACGAUCAUACCACGUUGAAAGCACGACAUCUCGUCCGACCUGUCAAGUAAAGCAACGUUGGGCCUGGUUAGUACUUGGAUCGGAGACGGCCUGGGAAUCCCAGAGACAUGAAUUCAGUGUGGCCACAGUAUUUUAUCGCAAGAUCAUCAAUGAAACAUCAAAUUAG